This is a messenger RNA of Xylaria bambusicola, 3672 nucleotides long. RefSeq lists its product as uncharacterized. Lineage: Eukaryota; Fungi; Ascomycota; Sordariomycetes; Xylariales; Xylariaceae. Gene Ontology annotation, molecular function: protein binding. The coding region runs from base 161 to 3598 and encodes 1145 amino acids. The record is from RefSeq and is a predicted model, not a curated record. The transcript is spliced from 2 exons.
UGGGGCCUGGGCGGCUCAGGCACUCAACUAUGCCUAUAGACGCUGUAAUGAUCCCGUCUGCUCCAUAUUUUGGGUCCAUGCCGACACCGAGACCUCUUUCAUCCAUGACUACAAAAAGAUUGCAAGGAAGCUUGGUGUUGCAAACCUGAAAAGCGAGGACAUGCUGCAUUCUGUUCGCGAGCAUAUUGAAUCGACUCCAAAAUGGGUUCUGAUCCUCGACAAUGCAGACAACUUGGAACUUUUCGGCGUAUGUAAUCAUUCGGCGUCAACGCAUGCGCAGAACCUAGAGCAGUUCAUACCAAGUGGCACCAAUGGCACAGUUCUUUGGACAAGCCGUGAUGGAAACAUCGUUGGAACCCUCGUCAGCUCUGCUCGAGGUAUCAACGUUGCCAAUAUGACAAAUAAUGAAGCCAAAAAGCUUUUUACCACCAUUAGAAAUCAAGAGGCUGCCGACUAUGAGUUAAGUGAUAUCGAAACGUUACUCUACAAGCUGAGCUGGCACCCGCUUGCUGUAUCCCAAGCCGCGGCAUACCUACGCCGGACUUCUAUACCGAUGGCAACCUAUCUUGCAGAGUAUCAGAACAGGAGGAAGCGUUGGAAAAUCCUAGAACGAUCUCAACCUGAUCGACAUCGGCGAUCUCAGGUGCCAAAUAGCAUCCUCAAAACAUGGAACAUUUCAGUAGAACAUUUCCGAGAAGAGGAACCGUUAGCAUACAAUAUCUUGUACGUGCUUGCUUUCAUGGACAAUCGGAAUAUUCCCUUCGAGGUCAUACGCGAGGCCGCCCAUCACAUCAUCCACGGCAAACCGGACCAGGGUCAAAUAGAUAGCAGUAAACGCAGUUCUGAUCCUUACGACAUCAUCGAUGCUGUUACCCGACUUCAGGAGUUUUCCUUUCUCAGCAAAAAGGCAGAUGAUAGCAGCAACUCGACCUACGAGAUGCAUAAACUUGUCCAGGAAGCAACUCUCUAUGGAAUAACAGCGUACGAAGAAGAUAGGAAGAUCGAUUAUGUUGAGUUGGCCUUUGGGGUUAUCGAAAGCUUGUUUCCAGAAAGCUCACCGAGAACAUGGGAUGAAUGUGAGAAAUACAUCACCCAUGCCCUGCAAGUGGUUGUCUCCGUGGAACCGCAUGGAAGGGAAGAGAGGGUAUCUUCUUUACUGACACGUCUAUCGAUGUAUCUGUUCGACCGUGGCAGGUGGAGGGAGAAGAAGACGAUCGACGAGAAGGCAUAUCAGCUCCGAAAGGAGACUUUUGGCGAACGGAACCAAGAUACCAUCCGAAGCAAGGCAUUGCUUGCAGCGACAUACCGUGAACUUGGCAGGUAUAACGAGGCUGAAAACAUGGAGUCCAAUAUUUUGGAACUCCGACGGGAGCUUCUCGGUACACAGCAUCCCGACACGAUAUCGGCUAUGGCAUCGCUUGCAGCAACAUACCACGUACAGGGAAGAUAUCAAGUAGCAGAGAAAUUGUCUUCCGCCGUCUUACAAUUACGACGGGAUGUCUUAGGCCCACGACACCUUGAUACUAUUGAUAGUAUAGCAUCACUUGUUGCGACAUAUUGUGCUCAGGGGAGGUAUGCCCAAGCAGAAGAGAUGGGAAUGGACGUCUUACGACUCCGACAAACGGUACUCGGCAAGCUACAUACUGAGACAAUCUCAGCUAUGGCAUUGCUUAUAGAAAUUUAUCGGUACCAGCGAAGAUACCAUGAUGCAGAGAAAAUCGCAUCCGACGUAUUACAUUUGCGGAAAGAAGUCCUUGGAGAAAACCACCCUGAUACAAUCGAAAGUUUAGCAGAGCUCGCAACAUUGAACCGCGCUCAGGGAAAAUAUAAUGAAGCAGAGAGAGAUGAAUUACACGUCUUACAGCUACGACAGGUAUGCUUUGGUGAGCGUAACCCUAACUCGGUAUCGGCUAUGGCAUCACUUGCAGCAACAUAUUACGCACAAGGCAGAUAUAACGAGGCAGAGGAAAUCCAGGUCAAGGUUUUACAACUACGACGAAAUAUUCUAGACAAGCAUCAUCCUGACAUCGUUGGUGCUAUGGCGUCACUUGCAACAACAUACUGUGCGCAAGGCAAAUUUUCAGAAGCUGAGAAUACCCAAUUUACUAUAAUACAGCUUCGAAAAGAGCUGCUAGGAGCCCACCAUCCCGACACUAUUUGGGCUAAGGCCUCGCUUGCAGUGACAUUGUACGAGCAAGGGAAAUAUGAUGAAGCUGAAAAGCUUAUAGUAGAUGUGUUAGAACAACGACAAAGUUUUGCUAUCACCAACCCUGAGAGAAUAGAGAGCAGGGUCUUGCUCGCAGCUAUCUAUCGCGCACAGGAGAAAUAUGAUGAAUCUGAACGUAUCGAAACCGAUGCAUUGCAGCUCCUGCAGAAGUCGCUUGGGGAGCGACAUAUUGAUACGAUGAUGGUCAUGGCAUCACUUGCUGAAACAUUUCAAAUGCAGGGCAAGCAUGAUAGAGCCGAAGACUUUGCACUCGAUGUAGUACAGUUUAGGCGUGAGGUACUGGGCGAAACGCAUCCCUUUACUUGCACAGCCAAAGCGUUACUUGCUUCAAUCUACCGUGAAGAACGGAAAUACGACGAGGCAGAGAGGCUUGAGAUUGACGUUCUACGAAUUCGACAAGAUGUACUUGGUAGACAGCAUCCACAUACACUUUCAGCCAUGGUAGCGCUUGCAACCACGAAUUUCGCACAGAAAAAGUAUCAAGAGGCUGAGGACACUAUGGUCACCGCACUAAAGUUCCAACAGAAAGUACUAGGUUUUCGUCAUCCUACUCGAAUCUUGGCUUUGGCAACACUAGGUGCAAUUUAUUACGCAGAAGAGAGAUAUACCGAAGCAGAGGAGCUCGAGGUUGAAGUAUUGCAGUUUUACCUAGAGCAGUUAGGCGAGCGGCAUCCCGGUACUCUUAGAAGCAUGACAGAUCUUGCAACAACAUACCUUGCCCAAGGGAGACUCGAAGAUGCUGAGAAAACAUAUCUUAAGGUAUUGCAACUACAACAAGAGGUGCUUGGUAGGCAGCACCAAGAUACCGUUGGCUGCAUGAUGGGCCUUGCAGCUACCUAUUAUGCUGGCGAGCAGUUUAACUCGGCCAAGAGGUUAUACAUUGACAUGCUCCAAAUGCUCAAGGAAGAGGGGAGCGAGAGGGAUGUCGAUACAAUUGCCCGCAUGGCGGAACUCGGUUCGAUUCACUACGCGGAAGGGGAUCAUAAUGAAGCAGAAUUGAUCCAGUUGGAAGUGUUGGACUUUCGCAAGGAGCAUUUGGGUGAGAAACACAUUGACACGAUAGAAACGAUGGAAGAACUGGCGGAGACGUAUUGCGCCCAAGGGAGAUAUUCCGAAGCGUUUGAGAUCCAGCUUGGUGUCCUCAAUUUCCGGCAGGAAACCCUAGGCGAGGAGCAUCCUGAUACGCUGGAUAUCGUCGCGAAACUUGCAACUACCCGCCAAGUGCUCAAAAAAAACAUGCCUACAUUCCGGUUGCUUUACAGAAUGCAGCGACUUCUAUAUCCAUUUCUGCUACUAUGGACUUUGAUGUGGAAACUUUCAACGCUCCUUAGAUCAAAUACCUCAGUGGUAACGUCCAAAAAAGAUUUGUAGUUAUUCAGGGAAUAUGACCUUAGGUGAAGGUGAGAGGGGUCUGCAAUAUCAAAAUAGGCCGAACUGCGAACUCA